GCCCCUUUCUGGUCGUUUCAACAAUAGUUGAAAUAAUAUAUUACUUUCCAAAGUCAGAAAUGAGCGUAUCGUCUUCAACACAUCGAAAGAAUUCACUGAUCUGAGCAUAUUUCUGUGUGCCAUUCAGCUAGGUCCAUCAUCAAGCACAAUGUACGGAUAUAUGGUUUUGACAGAAACGGCAGGACGCAACAAAUGCAUUUCGCACCACAUUUUUGGCAGAACGACUGAGAGCUUCCUCAGAGAAAGUCGACAGAAUGACCAUCGAUCAAAAGCUGCUUUACCACUGGAACCACUAAUAAUGUCUAACGUAUGUGAAAGGCAAUGA
Messenger RNA from Soboliphyme baturini, 325 nucleotides. Lineage: Eukaryota; Metazoa; Nematoda; Enoplea; Dioctophymatida; Soboliphymatidae. The record is from the annotation of a GenBank genome assembly.